AAGAUAUUUUUCUGGUAGAUUUAGUUGUUUUCGAACAAUUAUCCAAAAAUGUUCGUGCUUCUCGUGGUUUUGGCGGUCGUCGCCGUUUACUACUUUCUCAAGCUGAAUUAUCGAUAUUGGGAGAAAAGAGGAGUCGUGGGGCCUAAACCUAACUUCCUUGUGGGUAAUUUGGGGAAAAGCUUCAUCCUGAAAGCUUCACCUGGAGAAAUUUUUGCCGACGUCUAUAACCAAUAUGGUGACGCCGAAAUGGUGGGGAUGUUCCGCGCCACCACCCCCAUCCUCCUCGUGCGCGACCCCGCCCUCGUCCGAGAAGUAACAGUGAAAUCUUUCAACAGCUUCCGGGAAAACGACUACGAAGUCAGCAAAAAGCACGACCCGAUUUUUGGAAGAAACCCCUUCGUGCUAAAAGGGGAAGAAUGGAAAGUGGUUAGGUCACAACUAACCCCUGGCUUCACAAGCGGAAAAAUGAAAUGGUUGUACCCAUACCUAGUAGAAAAUAGCAAAAAUUUGGCAACAUUUAUCCAAAAUUGCACCGAAAACACCGAUGCCAAAGACAUCUGUAGACGAUUCACUUUGAACAACGUCGCCAGCUGCGCCUUCGGUCUCGAAGGCAAAUGCCUCGAAGAAGAAAACAGCGAGUUUCGACAACUCGCCAAAGACUUUUUCUCUCCAGCUACCGGUUUCUUUCUCAUGACUGUAUCACCACCUUUAUCGAAAUUGUUAUCAGUCAGCUUCAUCAAGAAAGAAAUGGAGAAAAAAUUCAUCCAGAUCGUCCGACAAGUGUUACAGUACAGAGAAGAGAACAACGUAGUCAGAAACGAUUAUCUACACGUCGUGAGUCAACUGAAGCAAACUGAAGAUUUUAAAUUCACUGAUGAAGAUGUGACGGCUCAUGCAGCCGGUUUCUUCGGCGAAGGCUACGAAACGAGCUCGAUUUUGAUGAGUUUUGUUUUGUUCGAGCUCGCGGCUAACUUAGACGUGCAAGAAAAAUUGAGAGAGGAAGUGAGAAGAGUAUAUGAAGAGAACGGUAACGAGUUGCCGUACGAAACACUGCAGGCUUUGCCGUAUUUGGAUGGUGUGAUUAACGAAACCCUUCGUAUUCAUCCGCCGAUGUUUUCGCUUCAGAAAAUCUGUACCGAGGAUUUUAAUUACGGUUUAAGGAAUGGCAAACAGGUCACUAUUGAGAAAGGUACUCCGAUUAUUCUACCGGUGUAUGGACUCCAUCACGACCCUAAGUACUAUGAGGAUCCGAAAGUGUUCAAACCUGAGCGGUUCGUUGGAGAAAAUAAAGAGAAACUGACGAAGUAUACGUUUAUUCCUUUCGGAGAAGGACCGAGGAUAUGUUUAGGUAAACGAUUCGGCGUCCUCCAAAUCAAAGUUGGAAUAGCAUACGUCAUCCUCAACUACUGUCUGUCUGUCGGGAAGAAAACGCAGCUGCCCAUCAGAUACGAUCCAAUUAAUAUAAUGACUGUACCCGUGGGGGGUUUAUGGAUUAACUUCUCUAGAUUAUAAAAUACUUUUCUUGU
Zophobas morio is the source of this 1526-nucleotide messenger RNA. Its product is annotated as probable cytochrome P450 6a13. The transcript has 6 exons. NCBI's taxonomy places the organism in Eukaryota, Metazoa, Arthropoda, Insecta, Coleoptera, Tenebrionidae. Bases 49 to 1512 code for a protein of 487 amino acids. Gene Ontology annotation, molecular function: oxidoreductase activity, acting on paired donors, with incorporation or reduction of molecular oxygen; heme binding; iron ion binding. The record is from RefSeq and is a predicted model, not a curated record.